This is a messenger RNA of Vicugna pacos (alpaca), 4270 nucleotides long. Lineage: Eukaryota; Metazoa; Chordata; Mammalia; Artiodactyla; Camelidae. The record is from RefSeq and is a predicted model, not a curated record.
CAACAACCCCUUCAAGGAAGAGGAGAAGAUUGCUAGACUGACCCUGCCUGGAAUAGUAUUACUGCCAGAGGAAACAAUGCCAUGGAAGAAUAUGGUGUCUGAGGAUUCACAGGACCCAUCAGUUACACAAGUGACAAGAAAUGUCCCACCAGGACUUGAUGAAUACAAUCCAUUCUCGGAUUCUAGAACACCUCCACCAGGCAAUGUGAAAAUGCCUAAUGUACCCAGUACACAACCAGCAAUAAUGAAACCAACAGAGGAACAUCCAGCUUAUACACAGAUUGCGAAGGAACAUGCCUUGGCCCAAGCUGAACUUCUGAAGCGCCAGGAAGAACUAGAAAGAAAAGCAGCAGAAUUAGAUCGUCGAGAACGAGAAAUGCAAAACCUUAGUCAACAUGGUAGAAAAAAUAAUUGGCCACCUCUUCCUGGCAAUUUUCCUGUGGGACCUUGUUUCUAUCAGGAUUUUUCUGUAGACAUUCCUGUAGAAUUCCAAAAGACAGUAAAGAUUAUGUACUACUUAUGGAUGUUCCAUGCUGUAACACUGUUUCUAAAUAUCUUCGGAUGCUUGGCUUGGUUUUGUGUUGAUCCUACAAGAGGGGUUGAUUUUGGAUUGAGUAUCCUGUGGUUCUUGCUUUUCACUCCUUGUUCAUUUGUCUGUUGGUACAGACCACUUUACGGAGCCUUCAGGAGUGACAGUUCAUUCAGAUUCUUUGUGUUCUUUUUCGUCUAUAUUUGUCAGUUUGCUGUACAUGUACUCCAAGCUGCAGGAUUUCAUAAUUGGGGUAACUGUGGUUGGAUUUCAUCCCUUACUGGUCUCAACCAGAGUAUUCCUGUUGGAAUCAUGAUGAUAAUCAUAGCAGCACUUUUCACAGCAUCAGCAGUCAUCUCACUAGUUAUGUUUAAAAAGGUACAUGGACUGUAUCGCACAACAGGUGCUAGUUUUGAGAAGGCCCAGCAAGAGUUUGCAACAGGUGUGAUGUCCAACAAAACUGUCCAGACCGCAGCUGCAAACGCAGCUUCAUCUGCAGCAACAAGUGCAGCUCAGAAUGCUUUCAAGGGUAACCAGAUUUAGAGAAUCUUCCAACCAUGCACUGUUACCUUUUGACUGUACUUUUUUCUCCAGUUACUGUAUUCUAUAAAUAUUUUUUUGUUCAAAACACACAGUACACACAGCACGUUUAUUCCCUAAUCACUUGUGCAUGGGCUAAAACCAGAAAAACUUCCUUGUCUUAUUAUUUACCUAACUGUUUCUUAAUAUUUCAGUGCCCCUUGCAGAAAAAAACAUUACAUGCUAAAUAAAUAUUCUCCAUAUUUUUGGGGGGAUAAAUGUUCAGCGAAUUAUUUCAGUGGUGACACACUGAAAUUAACAUGGCACUCAUGAUUAAAAAUGCGAUUAGUACUUGCUGCAGUCAUUCUUUCAAGAAUCUUAGACAUAAGGAUUAUACAUUGGAGCCGUAAAGCAAUGCUUCGCUCUUUUUUCCUUAUUUAUAUUGAAAGAAAUAGGACUUCAGAGACUUCCGGAUUUUUUAAAUUGGCUUGCUUUUAGCAGUUUCAGUCACCAGUGAGGAGCCUGUGUGCAUAGUAGAUAUGUAAAUUAUCUUUUUAUUUUCUUUUUUUUAGAGUAGGCGAUAUUUUGAUAUCAGUCUCUGAUCUUGCAUGGGCACCAUGUUUCUUAAGAGAAUUAGUAUUUUGGGUUAUGCACUGCCUGUGGUAAUAGGAUUGGGGAGUUGUUUAUAGAAUCAAUAGAAUCAAAGCAGUGAUUUCCUGUAAUAGUUUCUUUUAAAUAAAAAUUUAUUCGGGUGCAGUGUGAGCAUAUAAUAUUGCAGUGCAUUAUCCAAAAGAAAAGGUAGAUAAUUAUGGCAUAGAAUGUAGUGAUGAUACCUUUUUUUUUCAAAGUUUUCAGUAUUCAUAUCAUAGUAAAAUAUUAUUGUAUGGAAACUUUGGUAUACUCUUGUGGCUACCCUUUUUAAUUGAACUGAGAAUGUGUUUGGCAGCUCUUUUUUGGGGUAUGUGUGUGUAAUUUUUAAUAGAGGUAUUAAAGUCUAGCCUAACUCCAUGUCCAAAAAGAACAUUACAGUAUUUAAGGAAUUUUUCUUUUAGCCUCUCAUCUCUAGUUGGCAUUAAAAAUAGAAAGACCCUGGCACUUCAUAUAUAUUUGAAUCCCUAAUGCACUUCAGUCUUCAAGUUUUUGAGACAGACUGAAUACAUCAGAAUUUUUUAGUAAUAGAAAAAAUAAAACAUUUCACUUGCACCAAGCAAGAAGAUACAAACAGUUGAAUGCAUUAAUUAUGAAUAUAAUCACAUUAAAGUUAUACUAUGUGGCACAGGAAUUUAUUCUUAUAGUAUACUUGGGUUGAAACUUUGAAUCACUUUUAAUACUGAUUAAAUGACUCAAAGACGCUUGUAAAGUCACUAUACUGUGUUCAAGGGGUCAUUAGCCAACCUAAGAUUGCAGAAUAAUAGGUAGUGAUUUAUUUGACUUUAUUUUAAGUAAGGGUAGUCUUUUGGAUUAUAUUAUUUGAGACCAGAAAAUCAGCUGGGCAUAAAUGGUUAAAUCGCUUUUAUUUUUUCCCCCCAAAUCUGGAGUUAAAAUGAGUAUCAUGCUGUGGAUGGGAUUGUGAGUUCUCACCAUUUAUGAAAGAAGCUUUGUGUGAUACUGGAUAACACAGAUCCGUCCAGAUGGUGUUUACAUUUGAUUUAUUUGGGACUUUAUUGACGUAAUAUACUUAGAAUUUAUUUCUUUUAUUCUGAUGAAAAUAGGAUUCAGAAUAUGAAUUUAAACCUGUUUUUAUUAAUAUUUCUGAUCAGUGAUAAUCUCCACCUACUUUCUCAACCAAAUAAGCCAGUUCGAGUUUUUCAGAGUCUAUAAUCUUACUGAAAAUCUGUUUUGUCAGUGUGCUUCAUUGAGUGUGGAUUUUACAGACUUUCAAAACAUUAACCACGUAACGCAAGAGAACUUAUGUCCAUCAUGAGUUUAUAUCUUAAGUCCAUUUUUUUUCUUUUAACCACAAAUGAAAGCUUUAUCAUAGAGACUUCUGAAAAAUACUGAGAUUCUUUCCUUCAAGAAUUAUGAAUGCUUCUCUCUAUUCUUUGGAUGUCCUGUAUUAUUAAACAUCAAAGAAUGAUUACCACCAACAGUACCCUUUUUGUGUGGAUGGGGGAAAUUAUUUUAAAUUCCAGUUAUUUGGAUUAAUACAAGCUUAUGAGAUAAAUUGUUUUUAAAAACAUAAAUGUGCAUUAAAAUGAUGGCACUGCUUAACAGUUUAAUAAGGAGGGAUUUUAAAUUCUUAUAUUCUCUAUUCUCUUAACAGUAAUUAUUAGUAAAUAGUCACAUUUGCACUCAGCUAACGAUUGGCAUUUGUUAAUGUUUAAUACUUAAUAUUAGCAUUACCCAGUAUUGUAAUCAUGAAAUUGCCUUCACGUUGUAAGGCUCCAUGUCAUUUUUCAGUUUGUGAUAUUAAGUUUUGGCUACUUUAUUUCAAACUGAAGUUUGAACACUGGAAAAUUGUUGCUCAGUGGUUUGUAAUUUGGGACUUGGAUUAUUUAUCUAGGGAUGUUUGUAUAUUUUGUCAUUGAGUAAUAUUGCGCUGCCAUUAUGGUGACUGUCAUGGUUCUAUAUAAAUGCUCUCCAUCUGUCCCUCUAAUGUUGCAUGUUUUCAGUGGUUUGGAAGUUUUGUAUAUUUAUUGUAUUAACACAGAGUGUCAUAGAAUAAAAUGCUGUUUACUGGAUGUUUGUUCGUACAAUUUUAAAUGCUGUAUGAGCACUUCAGAGGCAGAAAUUAUGCUGAGGGCGUAAACAUAUAUAGAAAUUUCACAUUUGAUUUUUUAAAAAUAAUCUAUGUAUAAUUCAUCAUGUGCUACUAGACAAAAUAAAUAAUAUAAAAGAAUUAAAAAUUCUCAGCGACAUAAGAUGACAAUUUUUUCUGUUGCAUUAGACCUUAGUAGGUAGUGGAACAUGAGCUUCACUCAUUAAAUAUUUUGACCACUUUAAGGUCAAAAUACAUGAACUGUCGAGAAGUUAGAGAGAUUCAGAAUGGAAAACUUGUGGCCCAGAUUUUUCCUUGUGGGAUACCUCUGUACUAGUAUUGAUUAGAUUGGACUUGUGUUCUGUUUCCUAACCUCACUCACUACCUGUUGUUUUAUGUACUGAUGAAGGUACCUAUUUGCCUAUUGUUGGAUUUUUCACUUGGUUACCUAAAGAGGACAUAAAAAUAUAGACUAGUAAUGUCAUGGUAAAUCUUACUUGAGAAAUGCAUGUUAAAUUAAAAUA